Molecule: messenger RNA, 1166 nt
Organism: Oryza sativa Japonica Group (Japanese rice)
Lineage: Eukaryota; Viridiplantae; Streptophyta; Magnoliopsida; Poales; Poaceae
Source: RefSeq, a predicted model, not a curated record
GCAGGCACAGCCACAGCAUCACCAUCUAUCUGCUCUGGAUUGAGAUACGAGGGGUGAGAGGCCUUGGACGGCCAGGAUUCAUCCCAGUGGCUGAUCUAUCUAAUCUAUAGUAGCCAUUAAAAUAGCUAAGCUAAGCUAAACCUUAUCAUCGUCAGGUCAGGCACUUCACCAACCCUCUGCCUCCCUUCCGCCGCCCUCCGCCGCCGCAUGCAAGCCAUCCUCGCCGCUGCCAUGGCCGCCCAGACCCUCUUGUUCUCCGCCACCGCCCCUCCCGCCUCCCUUUUCCAGUCCCCUUCCUCUGCCCGCCCUUUCCACUCGCUCCGCCUCGCCGCCGGCCCCGCGGGCGCCGCCGCUGCCAGGGCGCUCGUCGUCGCCGACGCCACCAAGAAGGCCGUCGCCGUGCUCAAGGGCACCUCCCAGGUUGAGGGAGUCGUCACCCUCACCCAGGAUGACCAAGGUCCUACAACAGUGAAUGUCCGUGUGACGGGACUUACUCCUGGACUUCACGGCUUCCACCUCCACGAGUUUGGCGAUACUACGAAUGGGUGCAUAUCAACAGGACCACAUUUUAACCCAAACAAUUUGACGCACGGUGCACCAGAAGAUGAAGUCCGUCAUGCGGGUGACCUGGGAAACAUUGUUGCCAAUGCUGAAGGUGUAGCUGAGGCAACCAUUGUUGAUAAGCAGAUUCCUCUGAGUGGCCCAAAUUCUGUUGUUGGGAGAGCAUUCGUUGUUCAUGAGCUUGAAGAUGAUUUGGGGAAGGGUGGCCAUGAGCUUAGUCUCAGUACUGGAAAUGCUGGUGGGCGACUUGCAUGCGGUGUUGUUGGGCUGACCCCGUUGUAGGUCGCUGCAAGUUGCAGCUGAAGUGUCAGUAUCGCAUCCAUGUCACCCUUUUUGUCAUCUUCGAGCCUGAGGCAGUCGUUCUUGUAUCACAUGGAUUUCGCAACAUGGAUGCUUAAUAGUAUCUGUUGAUCGUUCGUCUCACAGUAAUAAAAUUUAGUUGAGCAAAUAAGUGUCGUCACAUCCCCUGUUCUCCACCCUGUCAAACUAUAAAUUGUGAAACAUGAGCUGUUCUGGGUAUACAACGCAUAAAAAAAACCAUGUGUUAUACAUAACAGCCUUGUUGCUGGCUGUACUUUCGUGCUUCUGAUCUAAUCUUUGUGCUA